UUGUUAUUUUCGAGUGGUGUUCUUCACGGAGCAGCUUAUGAGCUCGAGUAGCCAAAGAACGUCAAGAUGUCUUCCAUUGGGGAGUUUGUGAGGAAGCAUCUGGAUUUGCUGGAUGUAGAAAGACAGGCAGAGAUCGAGCAGACAAGUGAUCUACUUGGUAAGCUGUCUGUACGCGAGCUGGAGAGACGAGGUGUCUGCCUUCUUAAGCUUAGAUGUGCCAGCCAAGCUACAGGACUCUAUGGGAGGACAGUACUGACCUUCGAACCCUUGAGGUCACAGGGUCAAGAGGGCAAGCUUCCAGCUCAUAACUUUGGACCAGGUGAUAUAGCAGGAGUGAGCCACUCCAACAGUGAUACCACUUCCUCUUCUCUCCUUGCAUCGGGUAUCGUGUCAAAGGUCACAGGCUCUAGUAUUGCUGUAGCGUUUGAAGAGAAUGUCGAGGGGAUAGCACGGGGUCAUGAUGAUACCUACAAACUUACCAAGCUUGCUAAUGAUGUCACAUAUAGGAGACUGAAAAAAGCUCUUCAUGAGUUAGAGGAGUACCGCACUGGACCUGCUGUUCGUCUGAUUGAAGUCUUGUUUGGAGAGAGUGAUCUAGGCUCACCGGUCAGUCUUCCAGCCAACAAGAAUCCAGGAUCUGAGAGUGUAGAAUUCUUCAACACUAAUCUGAAUGAGAGCCAAAGAGAUGCUGUGACCUUUGCCCUAUGUCAGCGAGAGGUCGCUGUGAUUCAUGGCCCACCCGGUACAGGAAAGACAACGACGGUGGUUGAAGUUAUCCAACAAGCUGUGAAACAAAAUAUGAAGAUUCUAGCAUGUGCUGCAUCCAACGUUGCAGUAGACAACCUUCUAGAGCGUUUGUCUGCCAAUGCAUCAUGUUCUAUGGUUCGUCUUGGUCAUCCUGCCCGGUUGCUACCCAGUAUCCAGAGGUUUGCAUUGGAUGCUAUCCUAGCUUCCAGUGACGGAGCAUCUAUUGUCAGAGAUAUCAGAAGAGAUCUAGAUACUACAUUGAGCCAAAUCCGCAAGACGAAAGACAAAGAUGAGAAGCAUCGUCUCAAAGAUGAGAUGAAAUACCUUAGAAAGGAUUUAAAAUCCAGAGAGCAGAAAGCUAUACAAGAUAUCCUCAUGGCUGCUGAUGUAGUCUUGGCAACCAACACUAGUGCUUCCACAAACGGGCCCCUGAGGGCGCUACAGCAGGGACACUUUGACUUGGUGGUUAUUGAUGAAUGUGCUCAGUCUCUUGAAGCGGCGUGUUGGAUCCCUCUUCUCAAUGCACGAAAAUGUCUGCUAGCUGGUGAUCAUCAUCAGUUACCAGCUACUAUCAUGUCUAAGCAGGCAGCUAAAGAAGGCCUAGCAACCUCCAUGAUGGAACGCAUCAUCGAUCUCUAUGGCAACCGAGUAGUACAGAUGUUGACGACUCAGUACAGGAUGAAUGAUGAGAUAAUGAGAUGGUCCUCUGAUCAGCUUUAUGAUGGCAAACUACAAUCACAUCAAUCGGUGGCUACUCAUCUUCUCAAAGAUAUGCCAUGUAUUAUGGAGAAUGAGAAUACCACCCUGCCACUGCUUCUGAUAGACACAGCUGGGUGUGAUGUACUGGAGCUGGAACUUGAAGAUGAAGUCUCAAAAGGAAACGAAGGAGAAGCAGACAUUGUUAGCCACCAUGUCAGCAACCUCAUCUCCAGUGGUUUGUCCCCGGCAAAGAUUGCUGUCAUUGCUCCUUACAAUCUGCAAGUAGAUCUCCUGCGGCUGAGGUUGUCAUCUAAGUAUCCUGGUUUAGAGAUCAAGUCUGUGGAUGGGUUUCAAGGCAGAGAGAAAGAAGCCGUUGUGAUCUCAUUGGUUCGAUCUAAUGACAGAGGUGAAGUUGGAUUCCUCAAAGAAGAUCGUCGUAUCAAUGUCGCUAUCACCCGAGCACGCCGCCAUCUUGCAGUCGUCUGUGACUCACAGACCGUAGGAAAACAUCCCUUCUUAAAGAGUCUCGUAGACUACUUCAACGAUCAUGGAGAAGUCCGCACUGCUUUCGAGUACAAUGAAGUUCUGACUUCUUCGCUUGGGGCACCCAGACCAGAUCAUCUUGUCUUCAAAUCAAAGACUUCUUCCAGUCAUAAGGGUACCAAGGCAACAGGAGCAGUACCCAAGGGUCAAAGGAAAGGUCAAACUAAGAAGCCAGAGGUUACAGGUCAUGGGUCAACCAUUGACACUGUUCAAAGGAGCAAGGAGAACGCCACUUUUCUGAAUGAAACCACAAGGAGAUUGUUGGAAUUCAAGAAGGAACCAGAAGAAAGGAAAGUUGUGUUUCCUUCUUUGUUGAACUCUCAUCAGAGAUACAUUGUACAUGAGCUUGCGGAAAGCUUUGGACUGAACCACUUGAGUGUAGGUGAGGGGAAGGAGAGACAUAUUGUAGUCAGAAAGCCAAAGGAAAGGACCGAGCCACCCCCAGUUGAAAGGAAAUCAGAGGAGCGAAAUACCCCCGUCACCGGCAAGGAAGAUUCCAACCUCACUGUGGAGGACUUGGUGGAGGACUUUGAAACAGAGAAUAAAAUGGAGCUCUUAUAUGAGGAGGAGGAAAGAGAAGAAUCAACAGAAGAAAGCAAUGCUGGGGCGUGUAAUGUGGAGAAGUCUGAAGUUGAACAGACCAAAGAGAAAGAGAAAGAGGUUAAGAGCAGAGACUCAGAGACUGAUGAGAUGAAUCUAUGGAAAUGUAAAUUUUGUGGGAAGCGUUUACCCCCAGGAAACCAUCUCCUGCACGAAAUCCACUGCGAAAAGACGCAAGCCGAGAAAAAACGGCAGAGUUCAGCGGGGGUGAAUAAAAAGAAUCGCAACAAGGCUCAGAAGCAGAAGCAGAAACAGAAUCUUGAGGAAGCCGAGGAGGAGGAUUUUGAUACUCUUGUUGCUAUAGCAAUGAAGCGUGAUAACGAGUGUAACUUUACACGAUGCAAAGAGAAGAUUACCAUUACUGGUUUGAUGUGUGAGUUCUGUAUGAGACGAUACUGCUUUAAGCACCAUAUACCUGAGAUUCAUGGAUGUGAAGAGAUGGCACGGCACCAUGUGAGGCACCAGAUGCUGAAGUCAAAGGUCGUUACCAAUGGCAGUGGGGUCAGAGAAAAGAAGGUUGACCCCGCACACAAAGCCAAUCUGCAGAGGAAAUUAGGCUCUAAACUUGGUCAGCUCGGCGAGCAGAGGCAGCGUAAACAAAAGCCAAAGUAGACCUUAUGGUUUAACUCUCUCAUCCUGUAUGCUGUAGUCGACUUUAUUUGCUAAACUUUAGGUUACAUUGUGAUUCAUUUUGUUCUAGAUGACAAUAAUAACAUAAUCAGUUUCCUGGAACACAGAAUUUAUAAAGAACCAAAUUUGAAUACAUAAUUAUUCAGAAUUACAAUGGGUUUGUUUAUUUUUUGCUGCAUGACCCUGGCUUAGAAAUACCCCCAAACAAUAACCAUGGAGACUGCAAGCCAGUGGUUUCUGGGGG
Molecule: messenger RNA, 3463 nt
Organism: Strongylocentrotus purpuratus (purple sea urchin)
Lineage: Eukaryota; Metazoa; Echinodermata; Echinoidea; Camarodonta; Strongylocentrotidae
Gene: ighmbp2
Product: DNA-binding protein SMUBP-2
Exons: 16
Coding region: 67-3201 (1044 amino acids)
Molecular function (GO): RNA binding; 5'-3' DNA helicase activity; zinc ion binding
Source: RefSeq, a predicted model, not a curated record